Messenger RNA from Lytechinus pictus (painted urchin), 5126 nucleotides. Its product is annotated as carbohydrate sulfotransferase 14-like. Gene Ontology annotation, molecular function: sulfotransferase activity. The transcript is spliced from 4 exons. NCBI's taxonomy places the organism in Eukaryota, Metazoa, Echinodermata, Echinoidea, Temnopleuroida, Toxopneustidae. The coding region runs from base 227 to 1264 and encodes 345 amino acids. The record is from RefSeq and is a predicted model, not a curated record. Gene Ontology annotation, biological process: carbohydrate biosynthetic process. Gene Ontology annotation, cellular component: membrane.
ACUACGGGAGAUUCUAAGCUUUCAUUUGAUACCAAGAUUGUCAAGGUUUUGAACAUUUUUCCUGGUGUUCAAAGUCAGAGAACAAUAAGUCUUAUUUUUUGCCUAUAUUUUAAGGUAUUUUCUUGAUGAAAAACAUGUAAAAAGAGCAUGAAGGAGGGGGAGAAACCUAGUAGAAACCCAUAUUUACUGAAGUUUCAGCCCACUGUACUCUGUGUUCAAUGCCGUCAUGAAGAUCAGAGUGAAAAGAUUCUUGCCUCCUCUAUUCUACGGGGUUGUCGGCUACAUCGUGAUCAAUAGUAUCAUCACAUUUUUCCAAGACCUGAGAGGUAACAGACAUGUUAGUUAUGAUCAAUACAGGAGACUGCUCGAGGAAAAAAGAAUGGACUUGCCAGACAUGAGAUUUGAUAUGACAACAGAAGUGAAUGACAAAUUUUUGGAGGAGGACUGGUGGAAGCUGAUGGAAACAGUUCAAGCAGAACGAAAAUUCAGAUUAAGGAAAGUCUGUCAGUCCCUUUACAAUCGGUCGGUGCAAGACCCUGCGUACCUUGCCUCACACAAAAACCAACUCCGCUCCCUAAUUGUGAAUGAGAAGUUCCACUUCAUCUACAGCAUUGUGUACAAGGUGGGCUCUACCAAUUGGGAAAGGGUGAUAGUGCAAGACUUGGAGGGAUACUUGAACGUGCCAAAUCAGAAGCUUUACUCGCACAAAGCACUCCAGUGGAUGCCCAAGUACAGGGAAGAGCAGGUGAAAGUGCUCUUGGAGAACUACACCAAAUUUCUCUUUGUGCGGAAUCCUCUCUCUAGGAUACUCUCUGGCUAUCGGGAUAAAUUUGUGGAUCACAAAAAUUCAGUAUUCACCAGUCUAGCACGACGCAUCAUCAAGCAGCAUAGGACCGGCUCGGCCGCUGAGAGCUCAAGCCAGAAUGUGACGUUUACAGAGUUCAUCUCCUACCUCGUCGAAUCGGCUGAAAACCGAGGGAAUCCGCACUGGAAACCGAUUUACACGCAGAAUUUGCCGUGCCAAAUUGACUAUGACCUCAUUGGGCAAUUGGAAGACGCAAGCGAUGAUAUUCCGUACGUGCUUAAGAAGAUUGGCAUCUGGAACGUAACUGAUUACGGGAAAGGCCCGCCACGGAAGAACACGGACGAGGAAUUAAUGAAGAGGUAUUAUUCUGAGGUGCCAACAAAGUUGUUGAAAGAGCUUUACAAUAUUUAUGAACCGGAUUUCCAUAUGUUUGGAUAUGCUAUGCCACUCUUUGUAUAAUUGCAAUUAUAUAGUAUUGAAUAACCUUGAGGGGAACAUCAAAUAUAUUGCCCGCAACAGAAUCAUAUUGGUCCCAAGUCUUGAGAUGAGGGCAGUAUAUUUGAUGUUUCCCAAGAAUAAAGCCAGUCAAUGUUGUUAUUAUUAUCCAAAUCAGACGUUGAGAUCAAAGUUUUAUAGAGACAAUUACCCGUAGGAUUCUAUUGUGUCGUGUUUAUACCAGGAUCUCAUAGCUUUGUGACGUAAUUAUCAAACGUUAUGUUAUUGGUGCGUGGACAAUGUUUCAACUUCACGCGUACCUCUUCCCACGCGUCCUCAGAUGUUCGGAUGCGAGUGUGGAAAAUAGAAAUUUACUGUAUUGUUUUCAUUGUCUCUGCGUGCAGGCUCAGUAAACGCGGAGAGAGACCUAACAAAGUACAAAGAGCAUAUAUAUACCCUUUUCCUUACCAAUAUUCAUUAAAACAAGGGCAUUGCAAUUUUGUAAAUCACCAACUCAUUUGUCUGAUAUUGGUAGUAAUAAUUUGAUUUAUUUUGCUAUGAGAUAUUUGUUUUUACUAAAAUCAAUGAAUUUCCUGUACAUCACAAUGAGCUGAAUCCUGGAAAUGGAGGAAGAAAUGAUUUCUAAUUUGCUAUGCAUCAACUUUCUUAAUGUACCACUACUGUACCAAAGUUUAUUCUUAUGUCAAUGAAAUGUGUUUUUUAUUAUGAUUACUGCCUUUUCAGAAAUAAUGUUUUCAGAAUCCAGUACUUCAUCUUUGAUUUGUCAGUAUUCAUUGUACUCAUUAAGUCGUUCUACAGUGCCUACUAUUUUACAGAAAGUGCUCAUUCUAAUUUGUUAUAGAGCAACUAUAUUAAGUACAAUAAUGCAUUACCAAAGAUUUUUUUCUCAUGUUGUUGACAUGAAUAUAUGUUGCAUAUGAUCACUGCCUUUUAUGAAAUAAUGUGUUUAAGAAUUCAGUACUUCUAGAGUUAUUGAUGUUACAAUACCUAACAAUUCAUGUUGGUUCAGACCAAUAAAAUGUACCUAAUGUAAUGCUAUAUCAAGUACUAUUUUAAAUUUGAUUCUGUUCAGACUUCAGAAUGAUGGAAUAAUUAAGAUUUUUUAAGAAAUCUAUGCAAUUUUUAAUGAUAUGAUUAUGAUACAGUGUGCAGGUAUUUUUGUACUUUUAUUCAUUUUGACAAUGUCAUGGUCUAUUACAUGUAUGUCACAUUUUAUGAUCAUUAUCAGUAGAUUGGCUCUUAAUAAUAAAAAUAAAUAACUAUAUUUGUAUAGCACUUAUCAGAAAGGUGUCUCUAAGCAGAGUGACCAGAUUUGGACAGUUGUUCAAGGGACACUUUGAUGCCAGAUCAGUGGCGUAAUGAGCCCAACAUGUUUAAGGAGCCAACAUUUCUAAAAAGCUGUGAGCGAGCAAAAAUUUUGGCUUUCUAAAAAUCAAAUUUUGUGAAUGAUUUAAGACAAUAGUGUCAUAUUCAUUUUUCCCCUUUUUUUACCACUAUGCAUGUGAGAAAAAAAAGAAAUGUCUGAAUAUUCUCACCUCAAAAUGUUAAAAAUCAUGAAACACAAGACAAACCUGCAUCCCGGGCAGGGUCGUACGGCAUGUGGGACAAAUUUGUGAAAUACAGGAAAGCUGGUCACCCUUCCUCGAAGUGCCAUUAGAAAAUGUUUUGAUUUUAUUUAACAUGAAAGUAAAUGAUACUGAAACAUUACGUCAUGUCUGACUCUUUUUAUAUAUGGCAAAAAGAAGCUGCUGAAAACUGCUUAUCUAAUAAAAGAGAGCCAAUGGAGUAAAUUAGAAAGUCAAAAAGGGGCCUAAGCUUUCGAUCCUAGCAGAAUCUUCGUCGGAGGCAAAAUGACAAACAUAUAAAGUGGAACAACCAUAAUAUAGACCACAAACAAGCUACAGCAACACUAGAAACAAGGAGACAAAAGGGGCAUUAGUGAGUAGAGAGGACCAAUCAGGUUAGUGAAGGGGAUGAAAGAAAAAGAGUAGGCAGACACAAAGGGAAGUUAGUGUAAGUAAGGCCAGUUAAAGACCUCAAGCCAAGAGGGAUUAAAAUAAUGAGGCAGGCAACAUCAAACAGGAUCUGGAACAAAACAGUGAUAAUGGGAUGAAAAACAAGAGAAUUAGUGAGAGGUGGGUCAAACAGGUUACAAAGAAAGGCUUAAUAAACUAGUGCAUAAGAGUGGGAGAAAAAAGAAAAAGAAUGGGGAACAACUGAUAAUGUGCAAAAGACAUAUAAGUAUAUAUGAUAAAGCAUUAAACCAACUAAGAGAAGAAGGUAAGUGUAGUUUUUAUAUAUAUAUAGAAAGAGAGAGAGGUAUGUUAAUCGAGAGACAUGGUUGAUAAUAAGAAAAAUUCCGGAUAGAUAGUGGCUGGAUAAGCAGGUCAGACUGUAAAAUUUAAAGAAACUAGAGGCUGCCUUAAAGUUGUAUUCAAAGUCUUUCAAACUCUAGUUUCCUCAUAAAGGAAAGUUACUGUAAUUUAAUUAAUUUAAAAUCAUACAUGAAAAUAUUUGUAUUCAGGUAAAAGCUGUAUAAAGAAAAUGUCAAAAUUUAUUGUCUCAACCACCUUUCGGUAUGUUUCAUAAAACUUGCUAUUGCAGUUACAGUCAAAAGCUACUGAAAUCAUUCAAUUUGAAUGGUCGAUAGUAAAAUUGUUAUAGAUAUUGUGCAUUAUGAAAACAAGUAAUUAUGUGUUUGGCGGCAAGGGAUUCUUUGGAUUGAUAGGCCAUUAUUAAGCCUACAUGUGCUUGUUGACUAGUAAGUAGUUUGUUAACAUUCUUAACAGUAUUUUUAAUUGUACUUGUAUGUACUUCACUUUGUACAUUACAGAUAGGCCAGUAUGAGGCCGACAUGUGCUAGCUGACUACUAAGUAGUUUCUUAACAUUCUUAACAGUAUAUGUACAUUACCGGGAAGUAUUUGGAUUGGGAAGUUUCAUUCUUUAAAGGAAUGGUCCAGGCUGGAGAUAUUUAUAUCUCAAUAAAUAGCAUAAAAUUCACAGAGCAAAAUGCUGAAAAUUUGAUCAAAAUCGGAUAACAAAGUUAUUGAAUUUUCAAGAUUUGCAUUUUUCCGGUGAAACAAUUCUAGGCAUGUCUGUAUGAAUAUUCAUUAGGUGGGUGGGCUGAUGAUGUCAUAUCCCCACUUGUUCUUUUGUAUUUUAUUAUAUGAAAUUGUUUAUUCCAAACUUUUUUACCAAGAACUAAAACAAUUAGACUGAUAACUGAUAAAGUGCAUUAGUUAUUUAUUGCCGCAACUUAGACACAUCAUUUACACAUACAUGUAUGAAAAAAUGAAUCAUUUAUGAUUUCAUGUAAUAACAUGAGAAAAAAGGAAAGUGGGGAUGUGACAUCAGCCCACCUAAUGAAUAUUCAUGGUGAUGGGCAUAUAACUGUUUUCACAAAAUAUUGAUAAUCUUUAAAAUUCAAUAACUUUGUUAUUUGUUAUCCGAUUUUGAUGAAAUUUUCAGCAUUUUGCUCUGUGAAUUUUAAUUAGAUACAAGUAUUUUCAGCCCGGACCAUCCUUUUAAGCACAGACAUAGUGUGCAGCAGCUUGUCUACAAUGUAUUUUGUGCUAAUUUCGGCAUGGUGAUUCCAAUACAUUGUGACAUCGCCUUUUAAAAUGGCCCUCUAUAUUAUGAUUGUAUGUUUAAGAAUGGACUCAAAGCUUUGUAUGCUCUCCCCAACUUGCAUUCCAAUAACGACAUAUUGUUUGUCACACUUUGUCUUGUAUGAGUUGUGUCUAACUGUCAAAUGAUUUGACAUCAUUUAAAGUUACGUCUCUUUUUAAUAUAUUUAUUGCACAAAUAUGUAUAAACUCUAUGUCUUUUAGUGAUUUUCAAAUACAUGUAGCUAGUCAUUGUACC